AUGAAAGUUUUAUUGAUUUUUUUCGCUGUGUUUUUGGUGGGAAAUUCGAAAAAACAAAAACAUGAAACUGCCGAAGAGAAAUUGGAUGAAGUUAUCAGUCAGGGAUUUAAAGUGAGUUGAUUUUUAAGCUGAAAACUUAAUAUUUUUAUGUUAGGCCAGAGAUUUGGAUCAUGAUUCGAUUUUGACGAGUUCCGAAAUUCGAGCCUAUUAUCAAAAACAUCCGGAAAUUAUGAGCCCAGAGGGAAUUGAUUUUAUUGAUAAGAAUUUUAGCAAAGGAAAGAAUGCGACAAUUGAUGGUGAGGGUUUUUUGCAUUUGGGCUUUGGAACAAUCUGCUGUUUCAAAAUUGUUUUAAAAUUUGGAAUUUUUUGGAAGAAAUAAUUUGCUCCAUUCUCUUUUUCAAAAAUUGGUAAUGUUUCUUUGUGAGAACAUGAUUGAAAUAAACUUAUCAAAAAACUCAGUUUCUCAAAAAUGCUGAGUUUUAAAGGAAGAAAGUGAAUAUAAUAACGCCUUUUAUUUCUUUGCGAAAAAAUCACACUUUACCCUAAAAAUCCACUGUUUCAAAAAAAUUCGAAUUCAAAUUUUUUUUUUGCAGAAUACCGUCAAGCUCUAAAAACAUGGCUGGCUGAAAACGAGACUGUCGCUCGACUUUUGCAAUUCGAAAAUUCCACAACAUCUCACCAUCAUCACAAUCACCACGUUCAUCUCAAGAACCAGUCAAAUUCAACAUUGAAAAUCGAGGAAAUUAUCCCAAAAUUUAUCAAACCGUAA
Molecule: messenger RNA, 769 nt
Organism: Caenorhabditis angaria
Lineage: Eukaryota; Metazoa; Nematoda; Chromadorea; Rhabditida; Rhabditidae
Source: the annotation of a GenBank genome assembly